Messenger RNA from Oncorhynchus mykiss (rainbow trout), 2313 nucleotides. Its product is annotated as stress-induced-phosphoprotein 1. Lineage: Eukaryota; Metazoa; Chordata; Actinopteri; Salmoniformes; Salmonidae. Gene Ontology annotation, molecular function: Hsp90 protein binding. The record is from RefSeq and is a predicted model, not a curated record.
AUAUUACUGAACUAUAUGGGUAAGCACUUGGGUUGCCAUGUAUGCAAGCCGGGGCUUAGAGUAACAGUUUGGUUAUCAAUCAACUUCAUAAAUACUGUUAUAUUGAUAAAUUAUCUAAUACACAGAUCUAUAUUUAACAAACAAUAGAAAACAUCCUAAAGGAAACUGCCACAAAACAUUUUUGAUCUCAGCUCUUCGCUUUCUUUGGACAUAAUCUGGCAACUUAGAUCCAUAUUGUGCAGGGGCGGUGCUUUCGUCUCACAGUAGUUUCUGGAACCUCAUGGUUAUACCAUGGAGAAAGUGUCACAGUUGAAGGAUCAGGGCAACAAGGCACUGAGUGCUGGGAAGAUCGACGAGGCCAUACGCUGCUACACAGAAGCGUUGGCCCUCGAUCCCUCAAACCAUGUCCUCUUCAGCAACCGCUCGGCUGCCCAUGCCAAGAAGGGCAACUACAAGAGUGCUCUGGAGGACGCCUGUCAGACCAUCAAGAUUAAACCUGACUGGGGAAAGGGCUACUCAAGGAAAGCGGCAGCCCAGGAGUUCCUUGGACAGUUUGAGGAUGCAAAAUUGACGUACCAAGAGGGAUUCAGACAGGAGCCCACUAAUCAGCAGCUCAAGGAGGGGCUGCAGAACAUAGAAGCCCGGUUAGCAGAAAAAAAGAUGAUGAACCCCUUCUCCAUGCCCAACAUGUUUGAAAAGCUGGAAAGCGACUCUCGAACCCAUGCCCUGAUGAAAGAUCCAGAGUACAGAGCGCUUUUGGAGCAGCUCAGGGAUAAACCGUCUAUGCUUGGCUCGAAGCUCCAGGACCCUAGAGUAAUGACCACCCUGUCGGUCCUGCUGGGGUUAGACUUGGCUGGCAUGGAUGACGAGGAAGAGCCUACUCCUCCCCCACCUCCCAAACCCAAAGAGACUCAGCCACCCCCUCCCAAAGAGGAAGACUUACCUGCGAACAAGAGACAAGCUCUAAAGGAGAAGGAGCUGGGCAACGAGGCGUACAAGAAAAAAGACUUUACCACUGCACUGGAACAUUAUGAAGAAGCCCUCAAGCAUGACCCAACCAACAUGACAUAUCUUUCUAACCAAGCAGCUGUGUUCUUUGAGAAGGCUGAGUAUGAGAUGUGCAGGGAGCUGUGUGACAAGGCCAUCGAGGUGGGCAGAGAGAACCGGGAGGACUACAGACACAUUGCCAAGGCCUUGGCUAGGGUUGGCAACUCGUACUUCAAGCAGGAGAAAUAUAAGGAAGCAGUCCAGUUUUACAACAAGAGUCUGACAGAGCAUCGCACCCCUGAUGUCCUUAAGAAGUGCCAGCAGGCAGAGAAGGUAUUGAAGGAGCAGGAGAAGCUGGCCUACAUCAACCCAGAUCAGGCCUUGGAAGAGAAGAACAAGGGCAACGAGUCCUUCCAGAAAGGAGACUAUCCUUCAGCCAUGAGACAUUACUCUGAGGCCAUCAAGAGGAACCCCAAUGACGCCAAGCUCUUCAGCAACAGAGCUGCCUGCUACACGAAGCUGCUGGAGUUCCAGCUUGCCCUAAAGGAUUGCGAGGACUGUAUCAAACUUGAUCCUACCUUCAUAAAAGGGUACACGCGCAAGGCAGCUGCUUUGGAGGCCAUGAAAGAUUUCUCUAAAGCGAUGGUUGCCUACGAGAAGGCUCUGGAGCUGGACUCUACUUCCAAGGAGGCCACAGAGGGCAUCCAGCGCUGCAUGAUGAGCCAACACGUGAGGAAUGACGACAGUCCAGAGGACGUGAAGAGGAGGGCCAUGGCUGACCCGGAGGUGCAGCAGAUCAUGAGUGACCCAGCCAUGCGCAUGAUCCUAGAGCAGAUGCAGAAGGACCCACAGGCACUCAGCGAUCACCUUAAGAAUCCAGGCAUUGCUCAGAAGAUCCAGAAACUGAUAGAUGUGGGACUGAUAGCCAUCCGGUGAUGAGUGAGGAGAACAGGGCCAGAACCCAUGAAGAACCAACCGCAAGACCACAGAGGAUCAAGAUGCCAUUCCCUUAAGAUAUAACCCCCCCCCCCCCUCUCCCUUAUACCCUCAAAAUGAUACUGUAUGCCAUCUCGUCCAAACUUCAACCAACAGAGGGUUUCAUUUUCUUUAUCCAUUUUUACAGCCUUAAUGAAAUUGUACUUAGUGUCUUCCUCAUCACAGAACUCUCUGAAACAAAUCAUUUGAUUGGGCAAACUUAUCAAACACCUAUUACUGGAGCAGCAGACCAGGCUAGAGCUUUGGUUGGCACAAUGACUGACUGCAUUCAUAUCAGUGCUGCAGCUUAUAACAAAACAAGUAAAGUUCUAUUUGGGUGUUGAACCAUGA